CUCUCUCUCUCUCUCUCUCUCUCUCUCUCUCUCUCUCUCGCUUGCUCUCUGUGUGUCUGCAUGAACUGUGUGAUUUGGGACACAGCCGAGUUAGGACACAGUCCCCGCAGGGAGAAAGUAGACGAUCAUCAUUACAGCUGAGCAGAAGUGUACACUUCUGAUAGAGGACCACUUCAGAUACGACCUAAGACUCUGGAGCGGGGAGAGGAGUGACUGUCCCUCAGUAGUGUACACUGGUUAGGGUCCCUCAAGAUGGGGGAGGUGUUUGUAGUGGACAGCCAGUCCAGCGUGACCCUUGUGCCCCCUAAACAGAGGAACAAGGGCCCUUACAUACUGUACAUCGUCCUGGGCCUGGCUCUGCUCGGAGUCUUCAUAGAGGGACUUCUCAUCUAUCAGCUGUUCCAGCGCAUUACUACACAGACAACACCACACAUCAGUCGGACUUCCAAGUUUAUUGGAGAAAACCAAACUCAGAAUGAGGCUGAAAUCAUGCCGUCUCAGCCGAAUCUGGUAACCAAACCUGCAGCAUUCUUCCAUUACAAACAUGGUGCAGUUCUGAAAUCUGGAAUGUCCAUGAUGGAUUGGGACGAGCGUGGCUUUCCUGCAUUCAGGCACAGCCUUAGUUACAGCAAUGGCAACCUGAUCAUCCCUAAAGACGGCUUCUACUUCCUGUUCUCCAAAGUGUCCUUCAGAAUCAACUGCAGCACUUUCACACACGAGAUCAAGCUGAACUCAUCACGUUAUAGCUACAUUCCGAUCAACCUCAUGAUGGACAAAAGGCGCAGUUGUGUGGACCAGAAAAGGGCUCAUGAGAAGAACCAGUUCAGCAGUUACCUUGGUGGAGUGUUGAGGCUUCACAAGAAGGAAAAGGUGUUCGUUUCAGUCAGCGAUUACAGCAGCUUGAUCACAGAGACAAAACAGAACUUCUUCGGUGGUUUCAUGAUCUAGAACUUGGACACUGUUCAUGAUUUUUUUUCAUCUUUAAUUUCAUAUGUUAUUUUUAUUCUAUUCUAUUUAAGAUUGAAAUAUUUGAUAACCUGCAUUUUACUGCGUCUCAGUGAGGUCCUGGUGUGAACCACAGCAUCACACUCGGGUGUGGGGCCAAAACCAGCACCCCUAGAGCGUUCAUCUGAGUGAACUCUAAUGUAGUAAAGAUCAGAGCGAGAGCAAGAUGGUGAUGUAUUGAGAUACGAGCUGCUAAACUGACCUUCAAGCUGCACACUGUUGCAGACAGAGCUGACAUGCUGCAGAUGUGCAAAACCUUCUGGAAAUGCUGGAUAAAGUCUACAAUUUAUAAUAUAUUUAUCCUUUAUUUAUAUAACUUUUGAAUCUAUGCUGAUCAAAAUCCUCCUCUGGAGCUGAGUGUGUAGAGCAUCUGGAGGAGGUGCUCAAAGGACUAUCUCCUUUAAUUUAUGCAAACUAUUUCUAAAACCCUGACAGGAACAUUAGCUUAUUUUUUAAUAGCUAACAUAAAAAAAUGUACCUCAAACCAAAUCAUAUCUGCCCCACAAAGCUCCUACAAGGAGGUCUCUUUUCACUGAUGGAUGAGGCAAAGGAGGCAGUCGUUAUUUAUUUACGUACAGUGUAUUUCUCAUUAAAUGUUAUAUUAUUUGAUGUUUAUUUUUGGUACAGAUAUUGUUGUAAUGAUCACAUGUUUGUAUGCUUUUAAAACAAUAAAUGAAUCUAUGUGCUUGA
This is a messenger RNA of Silurus meridionalis, 1695 nucleotides long. It is a transcript of the gene tnfsf14b, whose product is annotated as tumor necrosis factor ligand superfamily member 10. The record is from RefSeq and is a predicted model, not a curated record. Gene Ontology annotation, molecular function: tumor necrosis factor receptor binding. Bases 253 to 948 code for a protein of 231 amino acids. Gene Ontology annotation, biological process: immune response. Gene Ontology annotation, cellular component: membrane. NCBI's taxonomy places the organism in Eukaryota, Metazoa, Chordata, Actinopteri, Siluriformes, Siluridae. The transcript is spliced from 6 exons.